Molecule: messenger RNA, 2397 nt
Organism: Funneliformis caledonium
Lineage: Eukaryota; Fungi; Glomeromycota; Glomeromycetes; Glomerales; Glomeraceae
Source: the annotation of a GenBank genome assembly
AUGUCAGAAGAAACGAUUAAUGCAUUAAAUACGACGAGUUCGACCGAAAACGAAGCCGAUCUACAGUUAAGCAAUCCUGAAGCCGAAGAUACUAUUUUAGAUCCAAGCAAAGAAUUCGAAAAACAAGAUUCUCAACAUGGUACCAUGGCACUUAUUCUUUUAGCUGCUUUAUUUGGGUUUCAAUUGUUGAUACUUUAUUGGAAGUCAAAACAUUAUCGAUCCUUUCAAGCAGUUACUUUGUUUGGAUUAUGGUUAAUACCGAUGUAUCUAUUUGGACUUCAGGCACAUUUUUGGAGAUUUUUAUCAAUUUGGGUCUUGUAUUCAAUUGCUAAUUCAUGGGUAUUGAGCAGGGAUUUUGUAGAAAUUUGUACGGAUAGAAUGGCAUCGACACUUGGAUAUUAUAAUAAGGAUGGAUUUCCAAGAAAACAUUUAAGAGCAAAUAUAUGUGCAAUAUGUGGAGUGGCUGCCACUGGAACUAGCAAUAAUACAAAUAAUAAUGAAAAUGGCGAUCAAAACCAUCGGGUAUUUCAGCUGGCCUGUAGACACGUCUUUCACGAUGAUUGUAUACGUGGUUGGUGUUUAAUAGGAAAGAAGGAUAUUUGUCCUUAUUGUAAGGAAAAGGUUGAUUUAAAGGAGUUCAAAACAAAUCCUGGUGCAAAAUUUAAUAAAAAUCGAUUUAAUGAAGAUAUUACAUUAUUUGAGCCUUCGAAUAAAUCGAGGAGAAUAAAUGAAACCGCCGUUGAUAAUAAGUCGAAUACACAAUUGGGCCUUAUACAAGAAAUUGACUUUUUUCAUAAUAGUAAAAGUGCAAUUAAUGAGACUUUAGGCAUAACUAAAAGCAAAACAAAAGAAAUAACGGAAAACCUAGAAAAAGGCCAAGAAGAAGAAGGAGGAAUUAAUAAUCAAGAAAAUGGAAAUGGUCAAGUCGACUUUAAUUCCAUGGAUGAUGUUAAAAUGUUUCGCAAGCGACAUCGAAUUCGCGUUUACGGAACGGAUAUUCCAAAUCCAUUUGGUUCAUUCGAUGAACUUGAGUCGAAAUAUGAAUUCCAAUCAUAUAUUUGUAAGAAUUUAAAAAACUUUUCAUAUAUAAAACCAACUUCAAUUCAAAUGCAAGCCAUCCCUAUUAUGAUCCAUGGACGAGAUUUAAUGGCAAUGGCGCCUACUGGGUCAGGUAAAACGUUGGCUUAUAUUUUGCCAAUUUUAUAUGAUUUGAAAGGUCCAGAGAAAAUGGGGUAUCGUUCUUUAAUUAUUUCUCCGACAAGAGAACUAGCACAACAGAUUUAUAGGGAAAUCAAAAAAAUGAGCAUCGGAAAGAAAUUUAAGAUUUGCAUGUUAACGAAAGCGACUGCGGCUACACAAGCGCAGGCGCCUCAACUAAGAGAAAAAUUUGAUAUUUUGAUUAGUACACCACUUCGUUUGGUUCACGCAAUUCAAGAAGAAAACAUUGAAUUAAAAAACGUGCGUCAUCUAAUCUUGGAUGAAGCGGAUAAAUUGCUUGAAUUGGGAUUUUUAGAACAAACCGAUGAAAUAUUUGCUGCAUGUUCUAAUAUGAAAUUACAAAAGUCAUUAUUUAGUGCAACACUUCCUUCAGGUGUUGAAGCAUUGGCCAAUAAUUUUAUGAAAGAUCCCAUUAGAGUUAUAGUAGGCUUGAGAAAUGCUGCUACGGAAACGAUUAAACAAAAACUUAUCUACGUAGGACAAGAAGAAGGAAAAUUAAUUGCUAUUCGACAAUUGAUACAAGAAGGGCUUAAACCGCCAGUAUUGAUCUUUGUACAAUCCAUUGAACGAGCAAAAGAAUUGUUUCAUGAAUUAAUUUAUGACGGUAUCAAUGUAGAUGUUAUACAUUCCGAAAGAACGAAAGCUCAAAGAGAUUCAAUUGUAUUAAAAUUUAGACAAGGAAAAAUAUGGGUAUUAAUAGCUACAGAAUUAAUGGCCCGUGGUAUGGAUUUCAAGGGUGUUAAUUUGGUUAUAAAUUAUGACUUCCCUCAAUCUGUGCAAAGUUAUAUUCAUAGAAUCGGUAGAACUGGUAGAGCUGGUAGAUCUGAAUCGGGAUGUGAAGUACCAGAAUGGAUGCUUCAAUUAAAAAAUCCUUCAAAAGUUUCUAAACAGCAAUUACGUAAAAAGCCUAUAGAACGUAAAACCAUAAGUACAAGAUCUACUUAUGAUCUUAAGAAAAUGGAACAUAAAAAGGAAAUUAUCGAAGCUUCAAAAAAACGAAAAGCUCGUAAAUUAGCCUCUGCCGCAAAUAAAUAUGGCGAUAAAGGUGGUGGUGAAGCAGAUAAAAAGGAGGACAAAGGUCUAAUUAAAACUGAUGAUAAAACAAAAAAUAAUAAAUUGGAAUCAUCAAAAUCAUUGCCUUCAAAUAAGAGGAGAAAACGUAUUAGUGAAAAGGAUUAG